This is a messenger RNA of Podarcis muralis (Common wall lizard), 3901 nucleotides long. NCBI's taxonomy places the organism in Eukaryota, Metazoa, Chordata, Lepidosauria, Squamata, Lacertidae. The record is from RefSeq and is a predicted model, not a curated record.
GGAGAGCUCGCGCCUCCUCACUCGCACAACGGGCUCCUCGGGUGCUGCCGGCGCCGCGCCUCGCUUUCCGCGCGCGCCCAGCAGCCGCUUCUUGCGCGACGACGGCUGCGCGCCCCGACGCUCCUCGGCUCCCUUCGGCGCGGAGAGGAGAAGCCGGGCAAGGUGGCGAGGAUGCUCCCCGCCGCCAAGCAGUUCGUCCGGGGCUGCAGGAGAAGGUGGCGAGCGCCUCAGCCCCUGGUGCUCCUCGCCGCUCCUCUGAGAAGGGAGAGCGGCGGCUUUCUCCCAGCGGACCGGCUGCAGAUCCAUCUGCGUGCAAACUCAGGAGGAGGAGGAGGUCCCCAGGCCGACUCCAAAGAGAGGGAAUAUAUGCUUUGCCUGAGACAAACUGGAAAUCUAAGACAUCACAGAAGAGCACUUUAUAGCACACUAGUGCCAUCUGAUGAAGUAACUGUACAUUAUAAACAUGGAUUGCCUGCGAUAACUCUGACAUUACCCUCGAGAAAGGAACGCUGCCAGUUUACAGUCAAGCCGAUGCUGAUGACUGUGGGAGCCUUCUUGCAGGACAUACAGAGAGAGGAUAAUGCCAUUGAAAAGGUAGAAGUCUUCACAGCAGAUGGCAGCAUGAUUUCUUCUUCAACGUUGAUGGAGAUUCUUUUGAUGAAUGAUUUUAAACUUGUCAUCAAUGGUGCAGAAUACAGUGUUCAUCCUCCACUGAAAGAUCAAAUGAGCACAGAACAUAAACUGGAGAUGGAUGACAUCAAGUCUAUGGUCCACAAGUUGUUUACAGCACUUCAUUUAGAAGACCACCAGACGAGGAGAGAGAGGGAAUUAAUGCAAAAAAUGGAACUUCUGAAAGAAGAACUGCUGCCUCUGGAGCAGCUUAAAGCUGGAAUUACUACAGAUGUCGAUGCUAAGACUUCUCGGCUUCUAUGGAUUGGCUUAGCCUUAAUGUCAACUCAAGGUGGAGCCUUGGCUUGGCUUACCUGGUGGGUCUAUUCAUGGGAUAUCAUGGAGCCUGUUACUUACUUUAUCACCUAUGGAACUGCCAUGGCAUUCUAUGCUUACUUUGUGCUUACUAAACAGGAUUAUAUUUACCCAGAUGCUCGGGACAGGCAAUUUCUCCACUACUUUCACCAGAAAUCCAAAAGCCAGAACUUCGAUGUGGAUCAGUAUAACAAAUUAAAAGAUGAUCUUGCAGAGAUUUCAGGCAUCCCUGGAAACGUGUUGCAACUCAUGGGAGUCCCAGGCUCCAGAUCUUUGGGGGUUGACCUGUAGCAAUUUGUAAGCUGAGGUACAGGUUUUGUGUUGGAAGACAUCCCCAUUAAACACUUGACCACUGUUUGAUGAUUAAAUAAAUUCUAACACUGGUUGCUAAGUGGAAGAAUGCUCAUGCUCUUAUACUUUAGUAUAUAUACUUACACUAAGUAGAUUUGUUUAUUGCAUUUAUAUCCUGCACUUUGCCCAAGGGUACUGAAGAAGGGAGUGCCCAUAAAAGUCCCUGUUGAAAUGUCAUGCUGUACGAUGACCAAACCAGCUCCCUGAUUUUAGUUACUUGAACUAUACUUAAUUCUAAUCAGAGGUGGGAGGGACACACGAACCUGCAGGGUGCUCUUGGUUGUUAAACCAUGUAACUAGGCAGUGUGAUGUUUGAGAUGUAUAUUCCAUUUGUUCCACACAACAAUCUGUGAGAUGAGUGAUCGGCUCAUGGUAGACAUCUGGAUUUGAAAUGUGGAAAUCAGUCUUUGCCACCAUUGUGUCUGCUCAGUGUCACAGAGCUAAGCUUGCACAGGUGGUAAAAGCCUUUUACAAUCUGGCCAAAGCAGGGAAAGUGAUAGAACCAUUGAUGUCUGCUGUGAGCAGCAUGCAGACCUUUUGCAGCUAAAAUGUCCUUGCAUCAGUUCUGAUUUGGAUUCCAGUUUUUGAAAUGAGAUCAGAGAAAUGGACAGACUCCUUGAAGAAAUGAAACCAACUGCAUAUAUGCAGCUACACCCUUGCCCUUCUUGUGCCCUUAACGUGGCAAGUUUAGGCAUAUCCAGUUGGGUCCCAGAGGUAACCAGUGCCUCCCUUCAAAACACUGGGAAGCAUUCCCUCUUUUAAAAAGGCUUAAAAAUUACCAUUGACCCUGGUGAAGCUAAUAACUGUCACCAUGCAUCCAGUCUAUUGUAUCUUAAUCCAUGGUUGCUCCUUAGCAACAGGGUUUUUUAAAUGACAGUGGUUACUUGGAUCAGUUCCCAUCUGGUUUUAGAGCAAAGGAGCAAAUACUCUGAUGCUAAGUGAUUUGGCAGUUUUUGCCUUCCACUUUCCUUUAAGAAGAAUCUCCACUGCUUUAAAGGUUGGACAUGGCUUUGAAGCUGGUCUCCUUAUCAUCCUUAAAAGCAGGGCAACCCUUUUCAUUCCCUUCUGGCCAACCUUCAGAUGAGGUGUGGACACGCACAUGCCAGUGGUGGUUGAUGGUCAGAGCUAGAGGCCAAAGUGGGAAGAACUUUAUACCUUUGUGCUGCAGGCUAGUUUCUACAUAUGCUCUCACAUUCCCUCUUUCUUCCAGGCAAGCAGGAGGCACAAUCAGAGUUCAAGGAUACAUUCCAGCCAAGCAAAAGCAGUGUGGCCUAGAAUAGAGUCCUGAGGGCCAGAUAAACAAGCCUAGAGGGCCACGUUUGGCCUUCAGCUUUAGGUCCCCCACUCCUGCUUAAGAUACUAGUCCUCUGCUUGCUCACCAGGCUCUGCAACAUAAGCUAGCCUGUUACUUCUUAAUGCUAUGAUGUUUAAAGGAGUGACUACCCCUAAAAUUGUCCCAGCGACACCUGCCACUCAUUCAUUCAUAUACAAGUGUAUUGUGUGCACACACUUGAUAUUCCUCUUAUUACGGCUUACUGCCCUUUGUCCAUCGUUUUGAAUGGUUGUAGACACAAUGUAUUUCCUUCCUUGGAAUUAAGUGGCAGUUAACUGGGGGAAACAGUUUGGAUGUUAAAAGUUUGCCAUGACUUACUAAUGCAAAUGCAUGCUGAGAUUUAAAAAUUCAGGAACCCCAUAUGUAAAUAACCACAGGGCUUCCUGCAACGAGAGCAGAUUUCCUCCAUGCGAUAUAUAAAGUGUUUCUCUAGAAGCCAACAAUUGGAGUACCUUUUAUGCUGACAGACGGAUGCAGUUAAUCUAUCCAGUUCCUUAGGCCUAGAUGGGGAAUCUGUGUCCCUCCAGUUGUUGUCAGACUCCCAACUCAGAGAUGGUGUUUCAGUCCAGAAAUUACUAGAGCCCACAGGUUUCCCACCUCUGCCUUAGGCUCAAGGUUAUAUACAUGUAUACAACUACUAACCUAAGGGCAGAACUAUAUGUUACAGCAAGCACUCAAGUGCUGGAGGGCAACAUGCAGUGAAUAACUGGUGGGAGUUAAUAAAACCAGUUCCUGGUUUAUUCCUCUCUACCUAUGCCCCAAGGUUGUUUUUCCUUUAACUAAACAAAUUUCUAAUCUCAGAGUUAGGGGAUGUGGAAAACAUUGCAGAGAUUUUUGGAAGGAGAGGAAGAGUUGGGCUGCAUGAAAAAUAAAGGCUUUUCAGUGGAAUCUGUGGAAUGGUGUCCUGAGGAGAUGCACCUGGCUUUGUCCUUGUCAGCAUUUAGGCACCUGGCCAAGACCUUUUUUGUUUAUUCAGGCCAUUGGUAAUUAAGUUGCCUCCUAAGGUGGUGCUUCUCGUCGUCCUUAUUGGGUGAGCAUUUUAUGCAUUUUGCAUUGCUUUUUCUGCUUUUGAUUUGCUUUUAUCUGUUGUAGUUUCCCUCUGAGGAACCCCUUCUUUGCCUUGUAACGUGACUGAAUGCCAACAGCCAUCCAGAUGGUAUUAACUAGGCAUCAGAAAGAUUCUGAAGGGUUUCACACCUGCAAGCUCACCAGUUUAUAUUUCUCUCUUCUCAC